Messenger RNA from Cetraspora pellucida, 2079 nucleotides. The record is from the annotation of a GenBank genome assembly. NCBI's taxonomy places the organism in Eukaryota, Fungi, Glomeromycota, Glomeromycetes, Diversisporales, Gigasporaceae.
AAGAGGUUUCGCCGAACAACUCUACCGUCACAGCCAAUAAAGCUCCGAAAAACAGACAAAGGGCCCGUUACUGCCAAACUUAAUAAAUCGUCAGAUGCAGAAGAGCGUGAAAUUAAACGUUUAGAAAAAAAAUUAGGAAUUAAAUCUGGUGGAAAAUUGACGAAAGCUUUUUCUGAAGAUGGACUAGAUAAUUUAUUAGAAGGACUUGAGAUCGGCUCUAAAAGAACGAGAUCAUCGAAAUUUUCGAAUGAUCCGAGUUCUGGGCAAGCAAAGGAUAAUUAUGAUAAUUUCGUAACAGAAGAACCAGAUCUUGAGGAUUGCAGUGCAAUAGAUGAAUCAAAUGAAUAUUAUAAAGACAGCAUUCGCGAAGUCGCUGUAGCCGUUGAAAUCAACGAGUCUAAUAAUGUUGCAGAUAAAUGUACGGAUGUUGAGCAUGUCAAAAAAGUUGAUUUAGACAAGUAUCUCCCGCCAUAUAUUCGUGAUAAAGCUGCAAACUUGUGCGCUUCAGAAGAUGAUAAAACUAAAUCAGAACAACAAAUACGAUUACAACGCCAACUGCAGGGAUUACUGAACAGUGAAUCUAAUAUCGAAAGUAUAAUUAUGAGCAUAACAGAAUUGUAUAACAAGAGCAUACGGCAUGAUGUGGUAUCGACACUUACAAAGCUCGUUUUGAAUAUGAUUUCAUCAAAGGCAAUGCUUCUAGAUCAGUUUGUAAUCUUGUAUGCCGCUUUUGCCGCCGCACUGUAUAAGACUAUAGGAGUAGAUUUUUGCGCAAAUUUCAUUCAAGCCCUUGUUGAAGAGUUUGAGGUUUUCCAUGGCCAAUUUAAUCAGUCAAUAGAUAUAAAAGACAUUGACGCCAAUGGUGGCAAAGAAUGCACAAAUUUAAUUGUUCUUAUUUCCGAACUUUAUAACUUUCGAGUUGUCUCAUGUAUAUUGAUUUAUGAUAUAAUUCGGUUAUUUAUCAUGGAUUUGACCGAUCUGAAUGUAGAAUUAUUGUUAAAAAUUGUUAAAAGAUAUCAACUUAAACAAGAUGAUCCCUCUGCUUUGAAGGAAAUUAUUCAACAAGUCCAGGUUGAAAUAAGUAAGAAAGAUCCGAAGAGUUUUGGGUCUCGUACAAAAUUCAUGAUUGAAACAAUCAUGAAUUUAAAAAAUAAUCGCCUAAAACAGCAGUCUUUAGUUGUAAAUACGGAAUGCAUAUUAAGAAUGAAGAAAUUCCUUGCAAAUAUAGGCAAGAGGAUUCAUGUUCAGACGACUGAAGCAUUGAGAGUUAGUCUUUAUGAUAUUAGAUCAAUUGACACUAAAGGCAAAUGGUGGCUUGUUGGUUCGUCAUGUACUGUUAAUAUGACUGAUAGUCAAUCCACAUCUCUAUCCCGACAUCCGGAAAGUAACUAUGUUUCUGAGGCUCUUUUAAACUUGGCUAAGCAACAAAAAAUGAAUACUGAUGUUCGAAGAAGUAUUUUUAUAGUUUUGAUGAGUAGUGAGGACUAUAUUGAUGCAUUCGAGAGACUGUUAAAACUUGGUUUAAAGGAAGUUCAAGCGCGAGAGAUCCCUCGAGAAAACACACCUAAUCCAUACUAUUCUCUAAUUGCUCAACGUCUUUGUGAUUAUGAUCACAGCUUUAAAGUAACUUUCAAAUACUGUCUGUGGGACUUUCUCAGAGAAUGUGGUGAAGGUGACAUUGGUGGAAUAGGUGAAACAAUGAACAACAUGCCUGAAAAUAAUUCAUCUGAAAAAAUUUCACUCAGGAGGAUUGUUAAUUUAGCAAAGCUUUUUGCCUGGUUAAUUACUGUCACUUUUACUAAAUUGCAGUCUCAAAGCUGCUUAUUUUUCCAACUCCUUUUUUCGAACAUUAUUUUAAUUCAAAAUGUUAAUAGACGUUAUCCUAAAUUACUCGCCAAAAUUUUUAUAAAUGUGGUCCAUAUUCCAAUGUUGGCGCAAGGAAUAAUGUUUUUUUUACACCAUUUUGUUAAAACGGGAGAUAUUUUAAAAGAGGAGGAGAAAGAAGUAGUUAAGUGGGGAUGUGAUGUUGUUAAAAAAGUGAUACAGACAAGCCUAAAUGCUGGAAAGAUUGUGCAAUGA